Myxozyma melibiosi is the source of this 1236-nucleotide messenger RNA. RefSeq names its product NADP-dependent alcohol dehydrogenase 6. The transcript has 2 exons. Gene Ontology annotation, biological process: alcohol metabolic process. Lineage: Eukaryota; Fungi; Ascomycota; Lipomycetes; Lipomycetales; Lipomycetaceae. The record is from RefSeq and is a predicted model, not a curated record. Gene Ontology annotation, molecular function: alcohol dehydrogenase (NADP+) activity; zinc ion binding. Bases 120 to 1205 code for a protein of 361 amino acids.
GCGGGAGGCGGAAGAGGAUAAUUUAUUGUCUGGAGCCGAAUAUAAAUACGGACGAAGAUCCCGCUGGUGGGCGUGGUUUGCAUUGCAGCAUUGCAGUUAGAGCGCUAGAAACAGAGACAAUGGGAUAUCCAGACACAUUCGAAGGGUUCGCGGUCGAGUCGGCCGACAAAUGGACCGAGCCAAAGUACCGCGAGUACAAGCCGCGUCCGUUCGAGGAGCGCGACGUCGAUAUCGAGGUUCAGGCGUGUGGAGUCUGCGGGUCGGACGUGCACACUGUGACGUCGGGGUGGGGCGAGUGUCCUUAUCCUUUGGUCGUUGGACAUGAAAUUGUGGGCAUCGUCAAGAGAGUCGGCGACAAAUGCGAGACCGGGCUCAAAGUGGGCCAGCGCGUGGGCGUGGGCGCGCAGGCAUGGGCAUGCCUUUCCUGCCGCCAGUGCAAGGCCGACAACGAGGUCUACUGCCCGCAGAUGCGCGACACCUACGGCGCAAAGUACCCGGACGGGUCGAUCACGCAGGGCGGAUAUGCAUCGCACGUGCGCGUGCACGAGUACUUUGUCUUUCCGAUCCCGGACGUGCUCGAGACGACUGCUGUUGCGCCGAUGCUCUGCGCGGGCGCGACCGCGUUCUCGCCCUUGUACCGCAACGGAUGCGGGCCCGGUAAGCGGGUUGGGAUCGUGGGGAUUGGCGGGAUCGGCCACUUUGGGUUGUUGUUUGCAAAGGCACUUGGCGCAGAGGUGUUUGCGAUCAGUCGGUCGGACAAGAAGAAAGAGGACGCGUUCAAGCUUGGGGCGGACGGGUUCAUUGCGACGGAGAAGAAGGGCUGGAAUGAAGAGUACAGCAUGACGUUUGACUUGAUUGUGAACUGCGCAAACUCGUCCGAGAACUUUGACUUGGCGGCGUACAUGUCCCUGCUGGACGUGAACGGGCGGUUCAUCAACGUCGGGCUGCCGGAGGGCGACGGGUUCAAGAUCGAGCCGUUCAAGAUGAUUGGCAACGGCGCGGUGUUUGGGUUUUCGCAUAUCGCGAGCCGGCCGGAGAUUUUGAAGAUGCUCGAUAUCGCGGCGGAGAAGGGGGUUAAGUCGUGGGUCGAGACGUUGCCGGUGGGCGAGAAGGGGUGCGGGGAGGCGUUGAAGAGAUGUCAUGAUAACGAUGUGCGGUACAGGUUCACGUUGACGGACUACGAUAAGGCGUUUCCUAAGAAAUAAUUUUCAAUGACGUGGUUAUGCAUAUUGAAUG